Messenger RNA from Electrophorus electricus (electric eel), 1365 nucleotides. The record is from RefSeq and is a predicted model, not a curated record. NCBI's taxonomy places the organism in Eukaryota, Metazoa, Chordata, Actinopteri, Gymnotiformes, Gymnotidae.
GAGCUGGACCUGAGUACAAAUGAUCUGUGUGAUUCAGGAGUGAAGAAACUCUGUACUGGACUGCAGAGUCCAAACUGUAAACUGGAGAAACUAAGGUUGUAUAACUGCAGUAUUAGAGAGGAAGGUUGUGCUGCUCUGGCUUCAGCUCUGAAGAAAAACCCGUCAUCACACCUGAGAGAGCUGAACCUGAGUAACAAUGAACCAGGAGUCUCAGGAGUGAAGAAGCUGUCUGAUCUACUGGAGGAUCCACACUGUAAACUGGAAAAACUAGAGUUGUAUAAGUGCAGUAUUACAGAGGAAGGUUGUGCUGCUCUGGCUUCAGCUCUGAAGAAAAACCCCUCAUCACACCUGAGAGAGCUGAACCUGAGUAACAAUAAACCAGGACACUCAGGAGUGAAGAAGCUUUCUGAUCUACUGAAAGAUCAACGCUGUACACUGGAAACACUACAGUUGUAUAACUGCAGUAUUACAGAGGAAGGUUGUGCUGCUCUGGCUUCAGCUCUGAAGAAAAACCCCUCACACCUGAGAGAGCUGAACCUGAGCUACAAUAAACCAGGAGACUCAGGAGUGAAGAAGCUCUCUGAUCUACUGGAGGAUCCACACUGUAAACUGGAGAAACUAGAGCUGUAUAACUGCAGUAUUACAGAGGAAGGUUGUGCUGCUCUGGCUUCAGCUCUGAAGAAAAACCCCUCAUCACACCUGAGAGAGCUGAACCUGAACUACAAUAAACCAGGAGACUCAGGAGUGGAGAAGCUCUCUGAUCUACUGAAGGAUCCACACUGUAAACUGGAGACACUACAGUUGUUUAACUGCAGUAUUACAGAGGAAGGUUUUGCUGCUCUGGCUUCAGCUCUGAAGAAAAACCCCUCAUCACACCUGAGAGAGCUGAAUCUGAGUAACAAUGAACCAGGAGACUCAGGAGUGAAGAAGCUCUGUGAACUACUGGAGGAUCCACACUAUAAACUGGAGAUACUAGAGUUGUUUAACUGCAGUAUUACAGAGGAAGGUUGUGCUGCUCUGGCUUCAGCUCUGAAGAAAAACCCCUCAUCACACCUGAGAGAGCUGAACCUGAACUGGAAUAAACCAGGAGACUCAGGAGUGAAGAAGCUCUCUGAUCUACUGGAGUAUCCACUCUGUAAACAAGAGAAGCUUUGAAUCAGAUAUUUCUGAUGUAUCCUGGAGUUUCUCACAGAAAGGAAUGAAGAUCCUUCACAUCCACAUCCAGGAGACACCUGACAAGAUUCUUCCCCAGCGCUGGAUCUUUAGUGAACAAGCUCUCCACAACAACCACACCCUCUACACACCCUGUUUUCCUUAACCACACACACCAACCAGACCCUCUACACACCCUGUUCUUCUUAACCA